Messenger RNA from Lottia gigantea (owl limpet), 2661 nucleotides. RefSeq lists its product as hypothetical. The coding region runs from base 1 to 2661 and encodes 886 amino acids. The record is from RefSeq and is a predicted model, not a curated record. Lineage: Eukaryota; Metazoa; Mollusca; Gastropoda; Lottiidae. The transcript has 20 exons.
AUGACGGAGAAAGGAACGACAUUCUAUGUUUUAUCUGUGCCAGGAAAACAGGGGGUGCAACCAGAUCCUGUUAACCAAGAUGUACCCAAAUCUCCCAGUAUUAAACGUAAACCCUAUAUAGAAAGUGUGGAUAUACCCAAAUCUUUGAUAAACGACAUCAAAAGACAAAUUCGAGUAAACUUUUUAAACCAUCUAGAAACAUGGUUAGAGCAAGCUGUAGAUAAAUCUAGUAGUGUGGUCGUUGCCAAGUGCGAAGAGUUAAACAGUGAACUAGAUUUACGUCUGCAUCUUCAUCAACCACGACCGAGACGAGCUGAACUCGAUAUUCAUAAUGUCAGGGCUGCUGAAUUGGUCAUGCAUUCUGAACGAGUGUCUCGACAUAGUAAAGGUAUACAACAGUCUCUGUCUGAUCUACGAACACGUUUUAACGGUGUUAGUCAGGAACACAAUAAACUAGCUCAUAAAUUCCGUGAGGAUAUCGAAGCUUUAGAGAUAGUUUUUAUCAACGCUACCAAAUCGUCAAGAUUAAUGGCGUUACAGAAUCAACUGGGAGUAGAAUUAGAGAAGUUUAUGUCUGUAAUAAGAACAUCAUUAAGACAGUUUCGUCAACAUCUUGAUAAAAACCUACAGAUGUUACGUGAAUCAAACGCUAGAUUCAUCAAAUCUUUCAAGUUGUUUUCAGACGGAGGUAAUUUUUGUCCCCAGGAGAUUGAAGAGUAUCGUAAGUCAUUAGAGAAGAUGUCUCAGAAGAUAGACCAGGUUGAAGGUUCUAUCAUGUCCGACCUUGAAGGCAUGGAGUCCAAACGUCUAGAACAGGGCAGUAAAGUUGCUAUUGAGUUCGAAGACAGGUUUAAGAGUCAUAUGUUUGAUCUGGUAUUUAUGGAAAAGAUCGCAAGAUGGUUGACGAACACCCAGGUUAAAAUAAAAACAGAAGUUGCCGAUAGCAACACCCAGGCUCAAACUAUUACACGCCAUAUUCAACAACUUGAUCGUAGAAUUGACGCUUGUGAAAACCCUAAUCCUGAUAAAGAGCAAAUCAGACCAGAAGAAAUCUAUGAGAGUUUACCAGUCAUCUAUAUGAAUAUUGCUAAACGUGCUGAGUUUCUACAUUGUAUUAAAGAUGCUCCCCCACGACCAUCUUCAGGUUCCAUAUUACAGGGAAAUCCUGCUACUGCUGCACGUGUAGGGUUUAUAUCUGAUAUCACCCCAAUCAGUAAACCAGGACGACCUCCAACAGAAGAUCCAUCUUUAAACGUUAUUAAAAGUAUUCUCAAGCCUCAGAAAGAUAAAGUUGAUCCAAUAGCUGAUUAUAGUGCCGAGAUAAUGCCUCAUGCAGCUCAUUCUAAUGUGACUGUUAUUGCCCCCCCAGACAGUCGUGAAAAACUGAAAUCAGCAAUGUCUGUUAGUUCUGGUAAAGGCAGCACGACAUCUUCAAUAGACAGGAAAGUCAGUGGUCGUAGAAGUCAAGUCGCUAUUUCUGAACAAGGUCACAAUAAACGUAUCCACUCUGCUACGAUGAAUUCUGUACUAUCAGUAAUUCCAGACAAGAUGGCAGCAUCCUUUCACCGAGAUUCUCUAGCAUUACGUAAUCAAAGAACUACGAGGUUUGAAAGAAGAUUUUAUGUUUUUGGUGAGAAGGAAGAAGAAGGAGAGACAGAAUAUUUUACUGGCAUUGUGAAAAAAUUGUUACGCGAGGCCCUAGAGGGGCUACUGAUCACAGCUGAGCUAUAUUAUAAAACUAAAGGUAACAGAGCUGUAACUAGACCUCAGGCAUUACAAGAUAAUUUUGAUAGCUGUGCUGAUACAGUCAUUUUAAAAUUACAAUCUUAUUAUAAACAAGCCUUCGAAUAUCAUAAUGAAUGUUUACAAGAAUUUCGAAAACAACUUCGUGAAUUUGAAGAAUUAGUUGCUAGGUUACCAUGGUUAGUUUUAGGAGAAAUAGAAUCCCAGCAGAAACAAAACUUAGAAACAGAACGUAAAAAUAUCGAAAAUAAAUUCUCUGAAUUGUUUCAACAACUUAAAAAACAACAGACGGAUCAUCAGAAUGAGUUGCGGCCAUCUUUAGGUCACCCCCAUCAACAGCCUGAGUUAGAUAAACUGUGUGAGAAGGAGAAGAAACGCCACGAAGAAUAUCUACAACUGGUUCAAACACAGCUAACAGAGCUAAAGGCCAGUUUAAAAGAACAGAGUAAGAAGUUUAUAGAAACUAUAGCCCGGGCUGCUGAGAACCAACUAUCACAAUAUGAUAAUAUUACAGUUGUUGAUGAAGUACAGGUUGGACGAGUACCACCUCGACGCUAUCCAACCCAGGAGCUGAUGAGACGUAAAGCUGCUGGAGAGAGUCUGGAAGAUGGGGAAGAAGGGGAGAUAAUACCAAGAGGAAAAGGAACUUGGCCAGGUCUACCGAAUAAUGAAUUGAUUGUGGAUCCUCUAGAGAGAGCAGAUGAGGUAGAAUACACGGCUACAGUCACGACUUUAAAAACUACCCUCGGUCAUCAGGCUGUUGUCAUGUGUCGAGAACAAGCUUAUGAGCAUUAUCAAAAUUUGUUCGAGCGAACGUUGAAAGAGAUCCAUAUUGAGAAAGAAAAACUGUUAAAAUCUGAAGAAAGAUGGAUGGACAGUUGGCAGAAAUCAGUCCAGAAAGUGAAAAAUCUUUACUAG